AUCUUAUUCAAACUUGGACAAUGUAUGCUGGAAAGAUACUUCAUGUACACCAAAAAUGAAAGAAAUCAGACCAUAAAUAGCGGAGUUCACUUCUCAGCCAUUAGCGGCCGCUUAGCGGUAUAUUUUUGUAUGGUUGUUAUGGUUAUAUUCUCAUUUUUUCGGUCUCAUUUGAUAGAAUGAAAGAUAUAUUACAGAAAUAGAUAUGAUUUUGAUUGCUUUCAUGACGAAAAGUACAUUGAAAUUGCGCUCACAGUAGCGAAAAUGUUCUAUUCUUUAGCGAAGCUCAAGAGUAAACAAAUGACGUCACUGUCCAAUACCUAAAUGCACAAGUUGUCCAGUUUCCAGAAAACUCUUGCUAUCAAUUCGGUACAAAAUAAUUCAUAUGAGAAGUCUUACCAUGGCUGCCAAAAUUCUAGGAGGUAGCGCACAAGAAAAUAUUACAAAAAUUAAAAAGGCUUUCUUGGAUGGUGUGAAUACUGUUCAGCCACAUGAACUUAUUGGAAAAUCCAUAAAACAAGACACAGAUAAAUUGUUUAUUAAUGGUACAAAAUAUGACCUUCACCAUAAUGUAUAUGUUAUUGGAUUUGGAAAAGCUGUUAUUGGAAUGGUGAAGCCCAUUCAGUUAGCCCUGGUGACAUCAGAUGGUGGGUCCCACCUGAAGGGAGGAAUUGUAAGUGUUCCACUUGGAAUUCAGAAAUCACUAGCAGAUAAACCACAUAUGCUACCAAAUGAGUGCUCAUGCCUUGAGAUUUUGGAAGGAGCCAAAGACAAUAUACCAGAUGAAGCUGCAUUUGCUGCAGCAAAAAAAAUAGUUUCACUAUUAGAGAAAUUAAGCGAGGAAGACCUUUUAUUAGUUUUGAUAUCAGGUGGAGGCUCAGCUCUCCUGCCAUAUCCAAUUCCUCCUCUUUCAUUAAAUGAGAAAAGUGAAAUGACUAAAUCACUGAGCCGUGCAGGGGCAACUAUCACUGAGCUCAAUACAGUGCGAAAAGAACUCUCUUUAACAAAGGGCGGGGGACUAGCAGAAUUAACAAAAGCAAGGAUUGUUUCUUUUAUCCUGUCAGAUAUUAUCAACAACCCCCUUGAUAUGAUUGCUAGUGGGCCAACUGUGCCUAACAGGGAUACUCCUGGAGCUGCUGAGAAGAUUCUUAAAAAGUAUAAUAUAUCAACUAAAGAUUAUGUUAAGAAAAUUAUUCAGAGGAAAAGAAUACAUUCUUCAAUGUUAGAAUUUCCACAUGUCAUUAACCAUAUUAUAGGAAGCAAUGAAACAGCCUUACUAGGUGUUGAAGCUUCAUUAUCCUCUCAGACUAGCAGUCCUUGCCUUUCAUUAAUCCUCACAUCAUCCCUUAAAGGUGAAGCUUCAAAAAUUGGUACAAAAAUGGCAGAAUUAGUAGUAGCCAUAACUCAGAUAUUAUGUGGUAGUGAGGAUGAGCUAUGUGAUGAAUUACUCUUGGAUUUGUGUGUCACUGUUGAUAAAAAGAAAGCUAUCACAGAAACCUUGCAAAAUAGUUCUGAAAUAAAGUGUCCCAUAUGGCUAAUAUUUGGUGGUGAGACCACUGUUACUGUCCAAGGUUCAGGUCGAGGAGGAAGAAAUCAAGAGAUGGUCCUUUCUACUAGUGUGGCUCUAGAGGAGAUCACAAGUACAGGAGGCUCAGCUGCAAGGUCUUGUUCCAGAAGACUUUCUUGGUGUCAAUGAUUCUUAUACGUACUUCAGUCAACUGAGCUCAGGACAGUUUCUUCUCAAGCCUGGUCAUACAGGAACCAAUGUUAUGGACCUGCAAAUCCUACUCAUUAAUCCCAAAUUGUGACAGUUUGCCACUACUUCGUUUAUGAGUUUGCUGUAUAAAAAUUGCUGAACAUUUUAGUUUUUGUCCUCCAUUCAGAAUAAGCAGAAGCAUGAUCUAUUUCCAGGUUGUAGACUAAUUGUGAAGGAACCCUCAUUUUUUUUAGUAACAAUUCUUCUCAUUGACCCUCAAGGGAGGUUCCUUGAUGCCAGUGAGGGACUUCUGAUGCAACAAAUUGUACCUCCUUUGCUCAGACUAAACCUGAUUGCUUCCCAUUUCCCCUAGGUGCCGUAUGACUUACUGGUUAAGUGCUUCCACCUAAAUAUAACAAUGGUCAGAUUGGCACUGUGGUCUGCACUGUAUGACCCUGGUGGUUGAGCGCUUAGUUUUGAUUAUAAUAAUAAUAAUAAUGGCAACCAGGUAGUAGGUUGGUAGACAGCAGCCGCCCAGGGAGGUACUACCGUCCUGCUUAAUGAGUGUAAAACGGAAACCUGUCAUUGUUUUACAUGAUGGUAGGAUUGUUGGUGUCUUUUUUCUGUCUCAUAAACAUGCAAGAAUUCAGGUAUGUCGUGCUACUUCUACCUGCACUUAGGUCACACUACACUUGCAUGUACAAGCAUGUAUAUACACACCCCUCUGGGUUUUCUUCCCUUUUCUUACCAGUUCCCAGUUCUUGUUUAUUUCCUAUUAUCACCAUGGGAAAGUGGAACAGAAUUCUUCCUCCAUUAGCCAUGUGUGUUGUAAGAGUAAUGUAUACAGGAGCAAGGGGUUAGUAACCCCCUUCUCCUGUUUUUUUUUUUUUUCAACAAGUCGGCCGUCUCCCACCGAGGCAGGGCGACCCAAAAAAGAAAGAAAAUCCCCAAAAAGAAAAUACUUUCAUCAUCAUUCAACACUUUCACCACACUCACACAUUAUCGCUGUUUUUGCAGAGGUGCUCAGAAUACAACAGUUUAGAAGCAUAUACGUAUAAAGAUACACAACAUAUCCCUCCAAACCCCUCCUUUAAAGUGCAGGCAUUGUACUUCCCAUUUCCAGGACUCAAGUCCGACUAUAUGAAAAUAACCGGUUUCCCUGAAUCCCUUCACUAAAUAUUACCCUGCUCACACUCCAACAGAUCGUCAGGUCCCAAGUACCAUUCGUCUCCAUUCACUCCUAUCUAACAUGCUUAUGCACGCUUGCUGGAAGUCCAAGCCCCUCGCCCACAAAACCUCCUUUACCCUCUCUCUCCAACCCUUUCGAGGACGACCCCUACCCCGCCUUCCUUCCCCUAUAGAUUUAUAUGCUUUCCAUGUCAUUCUACUUUGAUCCAUUCUCUCUAAAUGACCAAACCACCUCAACAACCCCUCUUCUGCCUCUAAUACUUUUAUUAGCUCCACACCUUUUCCUAAUUUCCACACUCCGAAUUUUCUGCAUAAUAUUUACACCACACAUUGCCCUUAGACAGGACAUUUCCACUGCCUCCAACCGUCUCCUCGCUGCUGCAUUUACCACCCAAGCUUCACACCCAUAUAAGAGUGUACACUAUUAAAGUAUACACUAUUAAAGUUAAAAAGAGAAACUUUUAUAUUUCUUUUUGGGCUACCCUGUCUCAGUGGGAUACAGCUGGGUUGUUGAAAGAAAUAAGAGAUCUACGUAUUGUGUACCAUGUAUUCUUACAUUUGCCAACCAUUUUUUUUUCAUGAAUUGCUGUUGUAUUACUAUAUUUUGUAACCCAUCUGUAUUUUUACCGAUAUUUAAUAUUUUGCCUUUUCUUCUAAUUGCCCUCUGAAUCCUGCUUCUUUUUUCUUAUGUAUGCCCUCUUCUACCUUGACAUUUUAAUUUACUUUUCAAAUCACUAAUUCUUUCAACAAACUGGCCAUAUCUCACCGAGGCAGGAUGGCCCAAAAGGAAAAACGAAAGUUUCUCCUUUUAAAUUUAGUAAUACAUAUACAGGAGAGUAGGUAGUAGGUUGGUAGACAGCAACUGCCCAGGGAGGUACUACCGUCCUGCCAAGUGAGUGCAAAACGAAAGCCUGUAAUUGUUUUACAUGAUGGUAGGAUUGCUGGUGUCUUUUGUCUGUCUCAUAAAUAUGCAAGAUUACAGGUAAGUCUUGCUACUUCUACUUACACUUAGGUCACACUACACAUACAUGUACAAGCAUAUAUAUACACACCCCUCUGGGUUUUCUUCUAUUUUCUUUCUAAUUCUUUCUAAUCCUCUGUAAGCCAUGCGUGUCGUAAGAGGCGACUAAAAUGCCGGGAGCAAGGGGCUAGUAACCCCUUCUCCUGUAUUCUUUCUUUCUUUUCUUUCAACACACCGGCCGUAUCCCACCGAGGCGGGGUGGCCCAAAAGGAAAAACGAAAGUUUCUCCUUUUACAUUUAGUAAUAUAUACAGGAGAAGAGGUUACUAGCCCCUUGCUCCCGGCAUUUUAGUUGCCUCUUACAACACGCAUGGCUUACGGAGGAAGAAUUCUGUUCCACUUCCCCAUGGAGAUAAGAGGAAAUAAACAAGAAUAAGAACUAGAAAGAAAAUAGAAGAAAACCCAGAGGGGUGUGUAUAUAUGUGCUUGUACAUGUAUGUGUAGUGUGACCUAAGUGUAAGUAGAAGUAGCAAGACGUACCUGAAAUCUUGCAUGUUCAUGAGACAGAAAAAAGGACACCAGCAAUCCUACCAUCAUGUAAAACAAUUACAGGCUUUCGUUUUACACUCACUUGGCAGGACGGUAGUACCUCCCUGGGCAGUUGCUGUCUACCAACCUACUAC
This is a messenger RNA of Cherax quadricarinatus, 4524 nucleotides long. Its product is annotated as glycerate kinase. NCBI's taxonomy places the organism in Eukaryota, Metazoa, Arthropoda, Malacostraca, Decapoda, Parastacidae. Gene Ontology annotation, biological process: protein phosphorylation. Gene Ontology annotation, cellular component: cytoplasm. Gene Ontology annotation, molecular function: glycerate kinase activity. The record is from RefSeq and is a predicted model, not a curated record.